Molecule: messenger RNA, 1188 nt
Organism: Sphaerodactylus townsendi
Lineage: Eukaryota; Metazoa; Chordata; Lepidosauria; Squamata; Sphaerodactylidae
Gene: ANKRD22
Product: ankyrin repeat domain 22
Exons: 6
Coding region: 213-845 (210 amino acids)
Molecular function (GO): protein binding
Source: RefSeq, a predicted model, not a curated record
UCUCAGAAUGACUGGGUAAGAAAGCCCUUGCAAGCAUACAUAGGAAAUGCUUUGGGAAAGAUACAAUAUUCCAGUGUGUUUGCUGGUCAGAGUAGUCAGAUAAAAGGGCUUUGCUAAUCACUUUUUAAUGAGCUUUAAACCCAGAGAAGGGCGAUAGAAAGUCAAGUGCCUGCCCUUCCAGCAAGCAAAGGAUUUGAAUCCAAAGAAAGAACAUGGGAAUUCUCUAUUCUGAGCCUAUUUGUCAGGCAGCAUACAAUAAUGACUUGAAUGAAGUUCAGCUCUUUUUGGAGGAAGACAGCAAUAAUUUGAACAUCCAGGACAGUUUCGGCGGAGACACACCACUCAUCUGUGCCUGCAGACAGGGACAUAACAGAAUAGUUAGUUUCCUUCUGAAAAGAAAUGCUGAUGUGAACAUCCAAAAUAAUGUACGUAUAUAUCCAAAGGCAUCAUCUUUUAUAUUCCCAAGUUUGAUUUAUAUCUUCAAGAAAGAACGAACAUGUUUGCAUUAUGCUGUCAGAAAACGGUUUAACUACCUUGAUUAUCUUCUCAUUGUCAUCUUAAUGCCUGUUUUACUUCUUGGGUAUCUCCUCAUGGUAUCUAAAAGUAAACAGAAUGAAAACCUCAUCAAGAUGUUACUCAGAGCUGGUGCAGAUGUCAAUGCUACAGACAAUUCAGGAAGAACAGCUCUUCAUUAUGCCUGUGAAAUGAAGAACCAGUCCAUCAUUCCUUUACUAGUCGAAGCAGGUGCUGAUCUUUCCAUAAAGAACAAGGAUGAUGAAACACCACUGGAUAUAGCAAGAAGACUGAAAUUCAUUGACAUAGAAACUAUAUUAAAGAAAGAAUGACAGACUAUAAGGGGAUAUUUACAAAGUUGUUAGGGAAAAAAUGUUACCUGCUUUGGAAAUUCACUCUGAGAAGUGCCAUUUAGUCAACAUUUAAAGGUCACCUUGUUUGCAACAGCAAUACAGCAAUCGACUGCUUUAAAUCUCCUGCUAUGUAUCUACACAUUAUGUGAUUUUUACCAGGACAUGUUUUUUUUAACCAGUAAGAGGUAAUUGUUUGAUUUAUGUUUUCAUACUUAGGAUAUUUGUAACAGUUCGACCAAUACUAUUUAUUUGAGUACUCUUUGUAAAUGUUGAAGUUUAAAACAAAUCCAACAAUAAAGCUCCAUUUGGUAUUUAUUUUCAA